Messenger RNA from Dioscorea cayenensis subsp. rotundata (Guinea yam), 594 nucleotides. RefSeq lists its product as uncharacterized. The record is from RefSeq and is a predicted model, not a curated record. NCBI's taxonomy places the organism in Eukaryota, Viridiplantae, Streptophyta, Magnoliopsida, Dioscoreales, Dioscoreaceae. The transcript has 3 exons. The coding region runs from base 107 to 349 and encodes 80 amino acids.
UAUCCCAAACCUGGAGUUUGGAGCGGUGCUGAAGAGUGACAACAAGCUUGACGUUCCAUCGAGAUCGAAGUGGAGAGAAGAGGAGGGGGAGCUUCUAGGGAAGGAGAUGUCGUCGCUUGGGACGUCGAAGGGGAUCCUGGAGAUCGUCAAGUUCGCGAUCUACGUCGCCGUUCCCAUUUCCCUCACCUACGCUGUUGUUACCGACUCCAAGACCAUCCACAAGCUCAUGGGCUUCCGGUCAUAUGUUGUAUACCCUCCAGAGGGACCACGUCCUCCACCCCCAGAAGAGCUCCGGGAAAGGGCUCGUGAGAUAGCUCGUGAGAUGGCCCGCAAGAACAAUUCUCCCUGAGCCACCGCUUCUUUCGUAUCAUCGUGGUGAAAGUGAUGGCAUCCAAAUGUGACUCAGUUUUGUUUUCAUUUCUCGAAAACAAUCUGUUGGAGGAGGCGAGCAGCUCAUUUUGCUUCAGACUUGUCUAAAUUUAUGCCAAUGGUGUUAAACUAAACAUUAACAGUACUAAACAAAGGAUGUACUCGGAAUAAGCUUGUGAUGAAUAGUAAUAAAUGAAGUUCUUUGUCAGUAUUGUAAAUCUUCAA